This is a messenger RNA of Thamnophis elegans (Western terrestrial garter snake), 2450 nucleotides long. RefSeq names its product golgi associated kinase 1B (gene GASK1B). NCBI's taxonomy places the organism in Eukaryota, Metazoa, Chordata, Lepidosauria, Squamata, Natricidae. Gene Ontology annotation, cellular component: Golgi apparatus. The transcript has 5 exons. The record is from RefSeq and is a predicted model, not a curated record. Bases 693 to 2282 code for a protein of 529 amino acids.
CAUUCCAGAAAUUAAAAUAGCUUAAAAGAAAUGAAAAGUUCAUAUAACUUUGUGGCAGUCAAAUAGGAACACCCAUCUGGGAUGAUCAGAACAUGUAGAAGGAAUAUGGAUCUGGACUGAUCUUCCUCAAACAGAACUGUCUUGAUAAAUGAACUGCAUACAUCAGGAUUUUGGGGGAAAAAACACGUUGAAAACAUCAAAAUCUUGUUUAUUAUUUUUUAAUAUUUUAUUCAAUUUUAAUAAAUUGUCCAGUUGGUGGAUAUUUUUUCCUUGGAAAAAAUGGACUUCUUUCCUAAAGGUUUUGCUUGUAUUCAUUACUGCUAGAAAUUUUUGAGCAAAGUUUUGGGCCAACUGUAUCGUUCAGCAGUCCAGAAGGGACUCCCAGACUUUUCAUACUGUGACUCAGUUAACUCUGUUUAUACAGCCAACUCCAUUCAUUCACUGAACUCAAUCACACCCUUUGAGGUGGCUGAAACAUUUUAACAGCUUGUCAGGUUACGCUGUCAGAUUCAUUAAACCUGAACAUUUACAAUUCUUUGGCAUUUUCAAUGUGUAUAUGCAUAGAGACAUGUACACACAACAGCUGGAAAAAGAGGUGGAGACAUCUGGUCAUUCAGAAGGCAUGCAGCAGUAUCCUAGCUGGCGGCCAGUGGAUUCUUAAACUAUUUCCAUCAUGUUGAUUCACUGGAGAAAUGAGCUUCCUGGUUCAGACAUGCCAAAUUAUCAACAGGCUCUUUUGUUCUCUAUGCUCACCUCGGUUUCUCUGGAGUGGCAAGUGCUCAAGGACCAGAAGGAAUCUGCUGUUGGGCACUGCUUUUGUGAUAUAUUUGGGCUUCCUUGUCAGUCAAGUAGGUCGUGUUGUACCACAAUAUAGGAAAGGAUUAUCAAAAGCAAACUCUUGGAAUCUUCAAGAUGUUGCUCAACCUCGUUUUUCUGAAAUCCCGAUGGAUGGCACCUGGUCAUUUUCUGACCUUGAAAAAUCUAAAAUGGGGACAGAUAACACAUCAAUGUUGCCUAAUGUGGUAUACAUCACUUUGCGAUCCAAGAGAAGGAAACCUGCCAAAAUUCGAGGCACUGUGAGGCCCAAGCAAAGAAAGAAGCAAGUAUUACCUUUGCAGUAUGGGAAUAAGAACUCACUAGAUGGCAUAAUCCAACCUAAGCCAUUUUAUGGUACAUCUAUGAACAAGAGGAAAGGAGCAGCAGUUCCAGAGAAAGCUAGGCAGAAACAACAGCAGAAAGAAAAACAAAUGGCUCAAAAUAUAAAGCAUUGGAGACCUGAAAUGAUAAGAGGCCUAAAUGUUCAGACUAAUGUUCAGGAGAGCAAUAUCAGGAUGUACAGCGAGAGUCCACCUUCUUGGUUGAGUAAAGAGGACAUCCUAAGUAUGCGUUUUAUGGCAGAUUCCAAAAUAAACAGUAUUCAAGAAGUGCCUUCCCAACAUGGAGUACUUCUAGUAUUUGGGAGAACAGAACUUGAUAAUAAGUCAGUCAAAGAAGACCUAUGCAGUCAAGGUCAUUGUGGCAUCAUCAAGAGACCACUUGAAAUGAGUGAAGUGUUCGCUUUCCAUUUGGACAGGAUCCUAAGGCUGAAUCGGACUUUGCCUACCAUAAGCAGAAAAUUGGAAUUUGUACAAGAUGAUGGACCACGCCCUGUCAUUCUUUGGGAUCCCUCCUUGGCUCCGACAGACAACGAGACUCAUUCUUCACUGAGACUCACCUGGGGAGCCUACAAGAAGCAACUGAAGGAAAAGUGCUGGCAAAACGGCAAAGUACCCAAAACAGAAUGGGGAUGUACCGAUAUCCAUUACCAUGAAUGGUCCAAGAUGGCACUUCUUGAUUUUCUUUUACAGAUCUAUCAUCGCUUGGAUAAGAACUGUUGUGGAUUCAAACCACGUAAAGAGGAUUCCUGUGUUCAGAAAGGGCUAAAUCGGCAAUGCGAUGACCAAGACAACAUAGCCUUGACUCAUAUUAUUCAGAGAAAGGAUGACCCAAGGCAUUUGGUUUUUAUACAUAAUAAAGGUUUCUUUGACAGAGGUGAAGAUAAUCUGGAUUUCAAAAUAUUGCAAGGCAUUAACGAGUUUCCCGAAUCUGCUAUUUCUGUGUUGAAAAGUCAUCAUUUGCGGGAAAAACUUCUUCAGUCAUUAUUCCUGGACAGAGUUUUUUGGAAUAGCCAAGGAGGGCGUCAAGGCAUUGAAAAGUUGAUUGAUGUUGUAGAGCAGAGAGCCAAAAUACUUCUCACCUACAUUAAUGCUCAUGGAGCAAAAAUAUACCCAAUGAAUGAAUGAGUCCGAAAUCAUUAAAGACAGACACACACUUAUGAAAAAGGUCUUAAUGUAUUUAUGUUGUAAUUCUAUAUACUUGGCUGAAUACAAAUUCAAUGAAGUUUAUGAUCUUAUUUGUACAUUGAUUCUGACAAACAUCAAACAUAUGGGAAUUAAUUUUCAGAUUUCACA